This is a messenger RNA of Corticium candelabrum, 1046 nucleotides long. Its product is annotated as drebrin-like protein A. The record is from RefSeq and is a predicted model, not a curated record. NCBI's taxonomy places the organism in Eukaryota, Metazoa, Porifera, Homoscleromorpha, Homosclerophorida, Plakinidae. The coding region runs from base 142 to 690 and encodes 182 amino acids. Gene Ontology annotation, cellular component: site of polarized growth; postsynaptic density; cortical actin cytoskeleton. The transcript is spliced from 10 exons. Gene Ontology annotation, molecular function: actin filament binding. Gene Ontology annotation, biological process: neuron projection morphogenesis; regulation of actin filament polymerization; postsynaptic actin cytoskeleton organization.
UAGCAAAUUCGAGAUCUGACGCUGUCUGUACAGACAUCAGACGACGUAGACUUGCAUCGUCGUUAGACAUUACCAUGUGAAGAAUGACAUUAUGGAUUUCAGCAGAGACGAGUCUUCACCCUGCAGUAUCCUAGAAUUAUUAUGGUUUGGUUUACAAGAAAGCCGACGUACGAGCUGAUAUUGAUGCACACAAAAGAGACAAGUUUUAGUCUGACCAAGAGGUUGAGUUACUUUUUGUUUGUGGAGGCAGCACCGACAUCACGGAAAGGCGUCUGUCAACGUCAUGUCAACGAUAUUGCUGGGUUUCUAAGGGGUGCUCACGUGACCAUUAAAGCUCAUCACGAAGGCGACGACGUGGAGGAGGAGAAGGUCGUAUUGGAGAAAGUGUCAAAAUCGUCUGGAGCUCGUUAUGGCUCCACAAGGAAAAGGCCAGACCAGUGGAACCAUCCGGUCCAGUGGGUUUGGUUUACAAGAAAGCUGACGUACGAGCUGAUAUUGAUGCAAACAAACGAGACAAGUUUUGGUCUGACCAAGAGAAACUUGAGAAGCAGUGCGUUCAAGACGAACGUAAGGCAAGAGGAGAAAGCAAAGAAGCAAGACAGUGAAGUCGAAGAGAGGGAGGCAAGAGAGAGACAACUUUGUGGAAAGAGGGAAGCUGAAUGUGCACAAGCAAUUGAUGCACAGAAGUGAGCUUGUGAAAGGGAAGAAUAUUGUAGACGUGAAGAAGAAGAAGACAGAGCACAUUGCGUUAGUUCUUUAAAGCUCGCAUGGAGCAGUUGGAUGCUUGAAACUGAGAAGGAGAAGCGGCUAGCACACGAGAAAAGAUGAAGGUUUAAGCAGCAGGGAAGUGCAUUGGAUAGUUUGCUCCAGUCAUCACUAUUCACGUGGCACUGGUCAUUGCUAUGAAUUGAUGUUCAUGCAUGUUGGUGUGGUUUGCAUGCAACAUGCUGCAAAGUAAGCUAAACGUCUUGCAAAUGUAUUAUGGGAGACAUCAAGUGUCAGUUCUCAAAUGAAUGUAAGGUAGAUGAGUCUGUCUUAAAUACAAA